UGUUAACUCAGCGACACUUGUAAACUGGUCAAGUAGUAAUUUAACAUAGUAAAUAAAAGGGUAUACUCUUUUUAAAGUACAGAGAGUAUGAAGUCUAACUUCGUGAAUUAAUUCCGACAAACUCACUUCUUUUGUAUUUUACUUGAAUGAACACGGUUCGAUCGAUCGUUUCUAGAGGUCGCAGAGGUUUGGACAGUAAUGAGGGUUACGGGCAUCUAGAUUUGGUUGAAAUUACGGACAGAUUAAUUGCAAUGUCGACACCAGCUGCUGGUACUCAUAGAAUCUACAGGAAUGACGAAAGGGUCGUUUUGCAAUACUUGCUCGAUAAGUAUUCAGAAAGGUGGACGAUAAUAAAUUUAUGUGCUGAAUCUAGUGUUUAUCACCACAAGUUAUUUUUCUCAAGAGUGGAAACUUAUGGGUUUGAGGAUCAUAAUCCACCUCCGUUUGCAUUGCUGCUUACGAUCAUCGAUAGAAUGGCUGUCUUAUUAACUCAGGACCCGCUAUCCAAGUUAGUAGUUCAUUGUAAAGCAGGAAAAGGCCGCACGGGAACGGUGCUUUGUAGUUACCUUGUAGCAUAUGCAGGGUAUACAGUCGUCCAAAGCAUUGACCUUUAUACGAAAAGACGCAUGAAAAGAGGAUAUGGUCUUACUAUUCCAUCCCAAAUCCGUUAUGUCCAUUAUAUUGAAGCUUGGCUGCAGCUUCGAAAUCAGCAGCCAGCAGCGAACGUUGGAGCAUUGCCACCAGUGCAAUCGUUUUUGCAAGAAUUUGAAAUAGAAUCCAAAAACAUUCCCAACCUCACUUUAGCUCUCUACACAUUUGAUUCGAACAAUAAGCGUCUGAAAUUUCCAUUAUGGACUUCUAGUAAAUGGGACCCAUGCACAAAUUCCAGCUGCGGAGUCCAAAGGUGGAAGUUAGUUUGUAACUGGUCUUCUCCAAUAACUGAGUAUAUGGUCAGUAUCUUUCCCAGCGGUUUUCACGUUUUUCCUCGUGAAGUCCAUUUUUGGUUUCAUACCCAACUUCAAUCCCUGUUGUCGGGAUCCAUUGAAGGUGGAAUUUCCUACUUAAAAAACUGGUAUCUAAACAAUCAUGAAGUUUUCAUAACCUGUGAAUUCCCGUGGAUUGAAAUGGAUGGUCACCAGUCAGUCAGCGUUCCUUAUUUUCACCUACUUUCGCUUCGUUACAGUUUUAUGAAAGAAAAUUGAAAAAACCGACUAAGUCACAUAGAACAAUUGUUUAUUGAAAAUUAUCAAAUCAGUAGUUGAUCAUUCUUACAUAUGAAAUUAUAUAAUGGAAUAUUGUAUAUGGUGGUAGGCACGACACUUUAGCGAUUACCUUGCAUCGU
Messenger RNA from Schizosaccharomyces octosporus yFS286, 1342 nucleotides. RefSeq names its product phosphatidylinositol-3,4,5-trisphosphate3-phosphatase. The record is from RefSeq and is a predicted model, not a curated record. Gene Ontology annotation, cellular component: cytosol. Gene Ontology annotation, biological process: dephosphorylation. The transcript has a single exon. NCBI's taxonomy places the organism in Eukaryota, Fungi, Ascomycota, Schizosaccharomycetes, Schizosaccharomycetales, Schizosaccharomycetaceae. Bases 147 to 1202 code for a protein of 351 amino acids. Gene Ontology annotation, molecular function: phosphatidylinositol-3,4,5-trisphosphate 3-phosphatase activity.